This is a messenger RNA of Harmonia axyridis, 3031 nucleotides long. RefSeq names its product wolframin (gene wfs1). The record is from RefSeq and is a predicted model, not a curated record. Gene Ontology annotation, cellular component: endoplasmic reticulum membrane. The transcript is spliced from 3 exons. The coding region runs from base 266 to 2821 and encodes 851 amino acids. NCBI's taxonomy places the organism in Eukaryota, Metazoa, Arthropoda, Insecta, Coleoptera, Coccinellidae. Gene Ontology annotation, biological process: calcium ion homeostasis; endoplasmic reticulum unfolded protein response.
UAAUCUGUGAGCUAAUCAGUCCAUACACCAGGUUUUUAGAAAUCUUCUAACUAAUCUGGAAUUCUAUGAUUACUUGUUUCAAAUGUAAUGUCAAUAAAAUAUACAUCAAAAUAUAAAUAAACCAUAAUGUGAAAGGACUGUAUUAUUGAAAAAUAUGAGUCGUAGUCCGAUGAAUAUAAGUGGAAAAUACCCUGUACUUUUAUGAAAUAUGAUUCUAUAGUAUUUACUCAUUUUGAAUUGCAACUGAAUUAUUUUUCUGUACGAAAUGGCUGGUGUUGUUCCUAAAAGAGCAGCAUCUGGAAGGAAACAGUGGACAUUGCAAGAUGGACCAAGAAAUUCUCUCAAAGUAUUGAGAAAUCAAUUAGCAAGUGAGGGAUGCUCAGAAUCUCAGGUAGUUCUAGCAAAGCAGUUAUUAGAUGCAUCACAACAAUAUCAUUCACAUACUGAAAAAAAAGAAAAUGAAUGCCUUGGCGUCUACUGGCUUAUCAAGGCAUCACAACAGGGUAAUGAGGAAGCCACAGACUUACUGAAAACUUGUUUGAAAACAGGCAAAGGAAUUUCAGAACAUAAUUUUCUGGAUGUGAAGUCAUGCAUAAGCAUGACACAAAAUGAGAAACUGACAAGGAAAGCUGCUAGGGAAAUAUUUGCAAGUUUAUCUAAUGGAAGUGAUUAUAUUACUACUGAUCAACUGCAGAAAGAAAUUUUAUCUAUUGAUAAAAACAAAGGGCAUAAAAUAAAUCAAUCAUCUGAAAUUUUAGAGAAUUCUAACAUCCUGAAUGGGGAAUUGUCAAAAAAUGAAGAGGAAAAAUGUGAUUCCGACAGUGAUACUGAUUGGACUAUUAGAUCUGAUUGUUCAAGUUCUAGUGAAAAAUUAACAGAAGAUAAUCUUGUAACAGCAGCCAUAGAUUAUUCCCAAGGGAAUUUACCAUACAUGAGUAAAUCCUUAUGUUUAACUUCCAAUCUACAUUCAUUAGAUAAUAUUCCCUAUGUUUAUAGAUCAAUUUUACAUCCGUGGUUAGUUUUGAAAAUUUUUUACUUGAAAGGUUUGCAGUUUUUCUGCAGAAAGUUUGAUUCCUUCUAUUUCAAAUCGGAAAUUCGUUUGAUAAUUUUGGUAACAGCUUAUUCAUUCUUCAAUGUGGACUCUUCCAUUUAUCUAUUACCCAUAGUACUCUAUUAUAUAACUUAUUUAUAUAUGGUAUUGACAACCUGUCGAAUGUUGCAAAAUCAAAGAGACUUUCAAGAAUAUAGAUUAUGGUCAAAUCUAUUCUUAUGCUACUCUGGUGGUAACUUGAAUGCAGAGCAAGCAGAACAGCAGUAUAUAAGAAAUAAUUUAAAACCAUAUGGCCAGUUCUUCAUAGCAUUAUUAAUGAAUCUCUUCAUAUAUUCAGCUAUUUCAGAACAUUGGACUCCUGAUUCUGAAUUAACAAUGAUUUCAUUCUUUCUCACUUUUCUAACCCUAAUUGGUUUUAUGCCACAAAAAAACUUUAGGAUAUCUUGCGAAGUAACUAUACUUUUAAGUUUUGCCAUCAAUGUUCUGGCAAAAUAUCCUUAUGAUUUGGAUCCCGUUGUUACUCAGGGUUGGAGAUUUAUAGAUCUGAAGAUACCAACAUUUGCAAGUUAUGUCAUUGGAAACGGUAUUGAAUUUUGCCUCAAUUUUAGAUUUUUACUGUAUGCUGCUAUUCCUUUUUUGUUUAUUCAAUUAGCCUCUAAACAAAAUUGGAGAGGUACUUAUAACAUUUUGAUACCACAUUGUGUUACCUUAAGUUGGCUCCAGAUAUGCAUUAUAAGUUCACAAGGGGCUACCAUGUAUGGUCUUUUAAGGGGAGUCUUAGCUUUGGUUGGUGUUGUUAUGUUUUUGCCAUUAGUUGGCUUAACUAGUGUUUUAUUACCAGCGAUAGCUUUGACCAAAUGGCUCAUCACCUCUAAUAUGAUAUUCACAAUCAUAAUUUUCAUUUUGAUAACUUGUGUUGCUUUUAUCAUAUCCUGGCUUUUAGCUCAAAGUCGGUUCAGAAAAUAUACAGCCAUCAUUCAAAUUAUAAUUAUGAUUACAGCUUUAAUAACACUCAUUAACAUUACAAAUCAGAAUGAAAAUAUAAACUACAUGCCGGAAAAUGAGGAACCAAAAUAUGUAUCUUGGGACAUUUAUCGAAAAUUUUGUUAUGAACCUGUUUGGGAGGAUGAAAAUAUUGCCUUAUCUCAGCUAAGUUGUGCUGGACUGGAGAAUUCAUUGAUAUUCUGGGAUGGUUAUAUACAUACCAUAAAAAUAAAGUCUGUCAAAAAUAAUUUGGUAAAACUAUUCAAAAAACUCCCUAAACCCAUUUACCAAUAUCUUAGUUGCUAUUUUGGAGAUGAAAUAUCAAAUUCAAUAUGUGAAAAUUUACAAAAAAAUUUGGAGGAAUGUCAGAUUCUUUACAGUGUGAAGAAGAUUGCUAACAAAUGUACUUUAGAAAAAUUCGAUGAGUAUACAUUUGAAAUUACAAUGAGAAUGAGUGUAGGAAUCUGGGGUAAAACUCCAGAAAUGCUCAUUUUGAACUUGGAUCAUCAUUUUAAAAAUAUAACAAUGCAACUGAAAGCUGGUGAUCAUAUUUGGUUCAAAGGAAAAUUGUUCAAUAAUGAAGUUGUAGGAGCAGAUGGAAUUUUAGGAGGCUAUCAACCUCAUAUUAAUGUAGAAUCCAUAGGGUGCCAUUCAUGUUUUCGUGAAAAUUUGAAAGAAGUUAGUAAAGCCAAAGAUAGUACUGAUGUUUAUGUUUUUCAAUAUUUAUAUGUUGGAUUUAAGUUUAUUUUGAACAUUCUAUUUAAUCCUGUUGUUAUUUUCAAAUAAUUAUAAUAUUAGACUUAUUUCUUAAUUUAAAAAUUCGCUAUUGUUACAUAUUAAUUAGUUGAAAAUAUUUUAUUACUUGUCUAAUAAGUAUUUAAUCAGAUACGUUUUUGUAUCAUAUAAUUUUUUUGUUACAUCAAAUUAAUAUAUUAUAAUUGAAUUUUUCUGUAACUUAAAACAAAAUAAAAAAUAACUAUAUAGUAACGAUUUAUA